AGUCUACUAGGGUGUGGCUAGUCUAGUUUAAGCAUGACCAAGAAUAAAAUCAAGACUACUCAAAAGACAGCAAAUGUUCUUCAUCCUAACUCUAGGAAGGCGGCAAGGCUGACAAGGGAGGCUCAGAGACUGAUAAAGAUUGAAAAGAUUAAACAGAGAAAAGAGAAUAAGACGUCAACUCUUGUAUCUAAGUUGAUGUGGUUUAGAAACUCCUUGGACGAGACAAAGUCAUUUUACACAAGAGAAGAAGUGGAAGAAUUAAUAGAACUAUAUUUACAUAGAUUAGAUGAUGAACUGGACUCCAUUACAGAGAGACAAGAGAGGGGCUGUCUGUCAGCCCAUUACAGAAUGCAACAUGCUUCUAGAGAAGACACUAUUCGUUUAUUAAUUACUCAAGAGCAACAUACAUUCCUUACUACUGGAAUAGAGAUACCCGAUUUGACUAAUGGUAAAGUAUAUAAAACGUUUCUGGAGUGGUCUGGAGAUGCUAGCAAGAUUUCAAACUUGAAAAUGAAGAAAUUCAAAAAAAUUAAAUGAAAUUUAAACUUCAUUAUUAUUAUUAAUUUUAUUAUUCAUUCUCAUUAAUAAUUAUUAAUACUCAGAAAGUUACGCCCAGAG
Molecule: messenger RNA, 618 nt
Organism: Amphimedon queenslandica
Lineage: Eukaryota; Metazoa; Porifera; Demospongiae; Haplosclerida; Niphatidae
Product: translation machinery-associated protein 16-like
Exons: 7
Coding region: 34-537 (167 amino acids)
Cellular component (GO): nucleus
Source: RefSeq, a predicted model, not a curated record